Triticum aestivum (bread wheat) is the source of this 2659-nucleotide messenger RNA. RefSeq names its product acyl-coenzyme A oxidase 3, peroxisomal. Gene Ontology annotation, biological process: fatty acid beta-oxidation using acyl-CoA oxidase; lipid homeostasis. The coding region runs from base 470 to 2254 and encodes 594 amino acids. The record is from RefSeq and is a predicted model, not a curated record. The transcript is spliced from 13 exons. Gene Ontology annotation, cellular component: peroxisome. Gene Ontology annotation, molecular function: acyl-CoA oxidase activity; FAD binding; fatty acid binding. Lineage: Eukaryota; Viridiplantae; Streptophyta; Magnoliopsida; Poales; Poaceae.
UUCUAUGCAUUUAAUUUGUCUUCCUGUUUUGCUGGACUGGCAACUUCUAAUGUGUAUACUGUAGCUCUUUUCACAAUAAGAGUUACUCCUAUCCAUACAGAUACAGUGACGCUGUGGCGGCACUUAAUUAUGAAAGCUGGCUAAGUAGCUUACCACGUUAGUUUGUUCUUUUAAGAUAAAGGAGUAUAGGCCUUUUCCUUUUUGUUACUAUUUCCUCUGGAUAACCAUUUGCUACCAAUGUGGAAUUGCUUCUUAUUUCCAAUUUUGAUUAUUGGAUUUGCACCACUGGGAAAUGAUGCUGGCAUUGGCUACUGGAAUCUGGAAGCUUGUCACUUAGCAUUCUAAAAAUUUGUGCCUGCCCGACGGUUGUAAAUUGUGCCAAAAUUUGGAUUUUUCGUUCUGUUCUACUUUUUGGAUAUCUUUGAAUAGUUUUGAAUCUAGGAUAUUUAGCGCACAACUUAAGGUGAACAUGGUGUCAGAAAUAGUGAUGAAAAUUGAAGAUCACACCUAUUUUGGUUCAAAGUUUAGUGCUUUCUUUUUUAUUAUUGUCCUCUUUUAUGAUGGUCUAGGGAUAUGCUUUUGGUUAUCAAUUUUGGAGGGUUGUAUGCUAGUAUGUGCUACAAGAUCUAGUGCACUGGAACUCGUGGUUAUGGACCCGAAUCCUUUAGUAUGGAACAUUGUCUUUUCCAAGGGAGGCGCUGUCAAGUUUCUUGGAACGAAGCGCCAUCACGACAAAUGGUUGUUGGACACAGAAAACUAUGUUAUCAAAGGUUGUUUUGCAAUGACAGAAUUGGGUCAUGGGAGCAAUGUACGAGGAAUUGAGACAGUAGCAACUUAUGAUUCCAAAACAGGAGAGUUUGUGAUAAAUACUCCCUGCGAGUCAGCUCAGAAGUACUGGAUUGGUGGAGCUGCUAAUCAUGCUACACAUACAAUAGUCUUUGCUCAGCUCCAUAUAAAUGGAAGAAAUGAAGGAGUCCACGCUUUCAUAGCUCAGAUCAGGGAUCAAGAUGAAAAUGUGUUGCCUAAUAUCCAUAUAGCUGACUGUGGCCAUAAGAUUGGACUAAAUGGUGUUGAUAAUGGUCGGAUUUGGUUUAACAAUAUACGUGUUCCUCGAGAGAAUUUGCUGAAUCUGGUUGCUGAUGUUUUGCCAGAUGGGAAAUAUGUUAGCAUGAUAGAUAACCCAGAUCAGAGGUUUGCAGCAUUUUUGUCCCCUCUUACUCUUGGCCGGGUAAAUAUUGCAGUUAACGCGGUUUAUAUUUCAAAGGUAGGCCUAGCAAUUGCUGUGAGAUAUGCUUUGUCAAGGAGGGCCUUUUCAAUUACACCAGAUGGUCCUGAAAUGCUGUUACUUGAUUAUCCCAGUCACCAGAGGCGCCUCCUACCUUUGCUUGCAAAAGUAUGUAUGAUGAGCAGUGCUAGUAAUUUUAUGAAAAAUAUGUAUGUGAAAAGAACACCUGAAAUUAGUAAAGCGAUACAUGUUUACUCUAGUGCUCUGAAGGCUACAUUAACCUGGCAGAAUAUGACCACGCUUCAGGAGUGUCGUGAGGCCUGUGGUGGCCAAGGUUUAAAGACCGAGAAUCGCGUUGGAAUUUUCAAAGCCGAAUUUGAUGUUCAGUCUACAUUUGAGGGUGACAAUAAUGUUCUACUCCAGCAGGUAAGCAAAGCCCUAUACGCUGAAUUUUUAACGACGCAAAGGAAGAAGAAGUCAUUCAAGGGAUUGGGAUUGGAACAUCUGAAUGGUCCUUGCCCUGUUAUUCCCCAUAGUCUGACAAGUGACAUAUUAAGGAGCUCCAAGUUCCAGAUGGAUUUGUUCUGCUUGAGGGAGCGGGAUUUACUGAAACAGUUCGCAGAGGAGGUAGCUCGCCAUCUGGCACAAGGGGAAAGCAGAGAAAAGGCUCUGAUGCUGAGCUACCAAAUUGCUGAAGACUUAGCUAGAGCAUUUACUGAGCGCACAAUUUUGCAAAUAUUUUUGGAGGACGAGAUGAAUGCUCCUGCUGGGUCUUUAAAGGAUGUAUUGGGGUUACUGAGGUCUAUGUAUGUUAUGGUGUGCAUAGAUGAAUCUGCAUCUUUUCUGAGAUAUGGUUAUUUGUCGCGGAACAAUGUAACCACCGUGAGGAAAGAAGUCAUGAUACUGUGCAGUGAACUCAGGCCCCAUGCGCUUGCUAUUGUUGGUUCUUUCGGAAUCCCUGAUGCCUUCCUCAGUCCACUUGCUUUCGACUGGAUCGAAGCAAAUGCUCGAUCUUCCGGGAGAGAAUGACCAUACACCUUCAGCCACCAAUGAGGACGUAGCCCCGUAAAUGUGAAACUAUUACAGAUGGGGCAGCCAAAUACAGAUUACAAAACAAAGACAGAUUCAUAAUGCAUUUGCUGCUUCAUGUUGUUUACACAGUUUACAAUAAUAGUUGUUGAAGUGUACAGUCGAAGAUGCUGAUCUGCGCAGAAAAUAGGGAAUUUGAUGUAUGCAUCAGUUCAUGUAUUGUCUUCUCUAAAUUACGCAAAUAAAACUGAAUAAGCUGAUAUGGCCCAACAGGGGCUCACAGCGUAAAUAGUGGACACAAUGUUGUUUGCUGUAAAUUCUUUCUUUUUUGACAAUAUGUUGUUGAACCGUACACAAAGCAAUAAGCCAGAGCCAGUGCAAUAUCUGUUGGAUUGGAUUUCAUGA